This is a messenger RNA of Gossypium raimondii (Peruvian cotton), 2565 nucleotides long. Its product is annotated as disease resistance protein At4g27190. Bases 76 to 2565 code for a protein of 829 amino acids. NCBI's taxonomy places the organism in Eukaryota, Viridiplantae, Streptophyta, Magnoliopsida, Malvales, Malvaceae. The transcript is spliced from 2 exons. Gene Ontology annotation, molecular function: protein binding; ADP binding. The record is from RefSeq and is a predicted model, not a curated record.
GAAAACAAAGUCAGUAACGGAAGAUAUCUCUGUCGUGCUUGCAACGGGAAGCUGGUUGAUGAAAAGACUCGAGAAAUGAAGGAAUUUCUUGAUAAAGCUCCUAAUGCCUCUGAAGGUCUUGCCAUGGAUGGUCCAAGUGCUGGGUUGCCACUGCCAACAUCAGAACUAGUUGGAGAAGAAGCUGUCAGAAAUGAGAUUUGGGCAUGUUUGAUGCAGGAGGAGGUGAGCAAGAUUGGGGUUUGGGGGAUGGGCGGUGUGGGUAAAACCACUAUCAUGAAGCACAUCCACAAUGAUCUUUUGAAACAACGAAGAUUCGAAAGGGUAAUCUGGGUUACCAUAUCAAAGGAGUUCAAUGUAAUGAAGGUACAAGAUAAUAUUGCAAGUGCGUUGGAGGCGAAGGCAUAUUUAGACAAAGAAGAAGAAGACAAGCUCAGACGAGCAGCAAUCUUGUCAGAAAUGCUGAAGAACGCAGGAAAGCAUGUUCUAAUCCUAGAUGAUGUGUGGGAUAAAGUCUCUCUAGAGGAAGUUGGGAUCCCCGAGCUGAGUGGCAGCAAUGGCUGCAAGUUGGCGUUGACAACCCGUUCGGAGCAUGUCUGUAAGUAUAUGGGUUGUAAGGUGAUAAAAGUGAAGCCCCUUUCAGAAGAAGAGGCAUUGAUACUAUUCUUGAAUAAAGUUGGACCUAACAUAGUUCAAAGUCCAACUAUAAUGCCUACUUUGAAGCUUGUUGUCAAGGAAUGUGCGGGUCUACCUCUUACAAUUGUCGUGGUAGCUGGUACCAUGAAAGGAGAAGAUAACCCUCUUAUUUGGAAAAAUGCACUCGGGGAAUUAAAAGAGAGAAUAGGGAAAGUUGAAGGAGUGGAAGCUGAGGUAAUCGAGCGCUUGAAAUUUAGCUUCGAUCACUUAAAGGACGAGAAAGUGAAAUAUUGUUUCUUACAUUGCGCAUUAUAUCCCGAAGAUUUUAAAAUUGAAAAGGAUGAACUAAUUGAGUGCUGGAUUGAGGAGGGAUUCAUAGAUGAUAUGGGUACAAGACAAGAAAUGAAAGAAAAGGGCCAUGUUAUUUUGAAGAAGUUGGAAGAUAAUUGCUUGUUGGAAAAUAUUACCACUAAAUUUGGUUUACAUCGUAUAAAGAUGCAUGAUGCAGUGAGAGAUAUGGCAUUGUCGAUCACAAGAAUGAAUCCUCGAUAUAUGAUACAAGCAGGUUUGCAAUUAGAGGAGUUACCAAAAGAGGAGCAAUGGAGUCCAGAUAUUGAGAAAGUGUCGCUUAUGUUUAACUCCAUACCAGAAAUUUCCAUAGAUGUGCUACCCACAAAAUGCCAACUGCUCACAACCUUGUUAUUGCAGGAUAACCCUAUAAAGAAGAUCCCAUAUUCUUUCUUCACAAACAUGCCUUGUCUUAGUGUUCUCAAUUUGUCCUCUACGAAGAUCAAAAGUUUACCAAAUUCCAUCUCUGAACUAAAGAACCUCACAACAUUGUUGCUUGGUGGCUGUUUUGAUCUAAGAGGUCUGCCAUGUCUUUCUACGCUUCAAGAAUUAAAGAAGUUGGAUCUUUGCGGGACUAAAAUUGAGGAAGUCCCUGAAGGAAUGGAUAUGCUGAUAAAGCUAAGAUAUCUUGAUCUUAGAGUGCGCACUCUGAAAGAGAUACCCGCUGGACUUUUACCAAAACUCGUUCACCUUCAGCACUUGGGUUUUCAUGAGAGCAAUGAAAAAACAAGUCUAAAAGCAGAGGAGAUGGAACCAUUGAAGAAGUUGGAGUGCUUUACCGGACGUUUCGAAGACAUCGGUGAAUUGAAUAAGUUCAUCUCCUCAAUGCAGCAAAGUAAGAAAAAUCUCAUCAAGUACCAUUUACAGGUGAGCUCAGAUGAUAUGGGUCGUGGAAGGGAGAAAACAGUAACAAUUGGAGGAGUCCAGAAUUGGGAAGGGAUAGAGUGUGUUGUUUCCUUGUUCUCUUUUGCCUCUUCUUCCGCUCAUCCAUUUCAGAGCCUCGAGGUGUUGGAUCUUCAAAUUCUGCCAAAGUUGAGUGCCCUUAUUAUGAAAGAUGCAGGAAUUGGUUCAGCAACAACAUCAACAGUGGCUCCGUCUGCCACCUUUUCCCAUCUCAAGGAAAUUAUGAUAGCGAACUGCUCAAGUAUGAAGACGUUGCUUCCACCUUGGUUGCUUCCAAACCUCCAAAACCUGGAAGAAAUAUUUGUGGGUGGUUGUAGUCAGCUAGUAGAAAUAUUGGGAGCAGCAACAUCAGAAGUUGAAGAAAAAGGGAGUGAUGCAUUAAUCAAAUUCCAUCUUCCCAAAUUGAGAAAGCUGGUAUUGUGGAGAUUACCAAAUUUGAAGAGCAUAUGCAGCAAAUGUGGAGUGAUGGUUUGUGAUUCUCUCGAGCUUAUCAGUGUUGAUAAGUGUGAUAAACUGAAGAGAAUUCCUCCAUUUGUUCCCUUUGUUGGCAAUGGGCAGCCAUUUGCAUAUGCUCCAUCUUCUCUUACCAUCAAGUCAAGGAAAGAAUGGUGGGAAUCGUUGGAGUGGGAUGACCAUCCAAACUUUAAAAAUGUUCUUCGCUUCAACCCCCGUGGAGGAUAA